CCUCCCCGCGGGUUCCUGGCCUAGCCAGAUACUGCGCAGCAAUCACGGUUCUCCAUCACCAGUUUGCCUGGCGUCUCCGAGGCCGCGAGCUCCUGGAGGCUCCCCGUGGCCCAGAGUUAUAGUCGGGACACCUCGGUCGCGGGUGAUUGUCGGGUCUCCACGGGCCCGGGUCGCUGGGGCGGAUCAGGCUCCAGUGCCUUCUCGGGGCUCCCCGCAAGGCCGUAGGCGAGAUGAACAUUCUGGCGCCGGUGCGGAGGGACCGCGUCCUGGCGGAGCUGCCCCAGUGCCUGAGGAAGGAGGCCGCUUUGCACGUGCACAGAGACUUCAACCCCCGCGUCACCUGCGCCUGCCAGGAGCACCGGACAGGCACCGUGGGAUUUAAGAUCUCCAAAGUCAUUGUGGUGGGGGACCUGUCUGUAGGGAAGACUUGUCUCAUUAAUAGGUUCUGCAAAGAUACUUUUGAUAAGAAUUACAAGGCCACCAUUGGAGUGGACUUUGAGAUGGAACGAUUUGAGGUGUUGGGCGUCCCCUUCAGUCUGCAGCUCUGGGAUACUGCUGGACAGGAGAGGUUCAAAUGCAUUGCAUCAACCUAUUACCGAGGGGCUCAAGCCAUCAUCAUCGUCUUCAACCUGAAUGAUGUGGCCUCCCUGGAACAUACCAAGCAGUGGCUAGCUGAUGCACUCAAGGAGAACGACCCUUCCAGUGUGCUUCUCUUCCUCGUGGGUUCCAAGAAGGACUUGAGUACUCCUGCUCAGUAUAUGCUAAUGGAGAAAGACGCACUCAAGGUGGCCCAAGAGAUGAAGGCUGAGUACUGGGCGGUCUCAUCUCUCACUGGUGAAAAUGUCCGGGAAUUCUUCUUCCGUGUGGCGGCACUGACCUUUGAGGCCAACGUGCUGGCUGAGCUGGAGAAAUCGGGGGCCCGGCGCAUUGGGGAUGUUGUCCGCAUCAACAGUGAUGACAGCAACCUUUACCUAACUGCCAACAAGAAGAAGCCCACAUGCUGCCCAUGAGCGGUAAGGGGACGGUCGAGAGACUGGCCAGCCCUGGGGCACUGUGCCACCUUGAUUGCCCUAGAGCUCGACCCUGGACAUUUGCACUGAUUGUUUUUCCAGACCAAAGAGCUGCCCCUUCGUGGCAGUACCCCUGCAGGGGUAGCAGGGACCAUGUUAGUCACUUCCUGCCCCAGACACCAUGCCAAAGACUAGAUGUCCUCCCUCCCCAGGGGCUCUCCAGGCUGCCCAGCAGUGGGGAGGUAGUCCCUGCUGCUUUUGCUUAGCCUGCUGGACCCCUUGAGUAUGAGGAUGCUUAAUGAUUCAAGCCUUACACUGUGCCUUAUGCAUUAAAAUCUCUGUUAUUAGCA
Neofelis nebulosa (Clouded leopard) is the source of this 1360-nucleotide messenger RNA. RefSeq names its product RAB34, member RAS oncogene family (gene RAB34). Gene Ontology annotation, molecular function: GTP binding; GTPase activity. Lineage: Eukaryota; Metazoa; Chordata; Mammalia; Carnivora; Felidae. The transcript has 11 exons. Bases 231 to 1010 code for a protein of 259 amino acids. Gene Ontology annotation, biological process: endocytosis; phagosome-lysosome fusion. The record is from RefSeq and is a predicted model, not a curated record.